UGAAGCAGGGGUGUAGGUGGAGUGAAGGGGUGUGUGCUCGCCAUUGGGCAUAUGUCCCACAGAUGAUGGCCCUGGGCCCAGGAACGAUAGUGCUCCAGUCAGGAAGCAGCCCUCCAGGGGAAGACCUUGAAGAAGGAGGUGGUAACCCAACUGGAGGAUGAGGAGGGAGACAACUGGGCGUAGAUGGGCUCUGUAGGGGUAUUUGUUGAGUGACUGAAUGUAGCUGAUUCAAGCCCAAAGUGAGCACUGCUAUCCUCCAGGAGAUGAAAUGUCUGGAGCAGGGCACCUCUGAUUAAAGGGCUCCAGACCACCCUGUACUAAGGUAGAGCAGCUGACAGAAGAGCAGAAAAAUGAGUUCAAGGCUGCCUUUGACAUCUUUGUGCUGGGUGCUGAGGAUGGCUGUAUCAGCACCAAGGAGCUGGGCAAAGUGAUGAGGAUGCUGGGCCAGAACCCCACACCUGAGGAGCUGCAGGAGAUGAUUGAUGAAGUGGAUGAGGAUGGCAGCGGCACAGUGGACUUCGAUGAGUUUUUGGUCAUGAUGGUUCGAUGCAUGAAGGACGACAGCAAAGGGAAGUCUGAGGAGGAGCUUUCUGACCUCUUCCGCAUGUUUGACAAAAAUGCUGAUGGCUACAUUGACCUGGAGGAAUUGAAGAUGAUGCUGCAAGCUACAGGUGAGACUAUCACGGAGGACGAUAUCGAGGAGCUCAUGAAGGAUGGCGACAAGAACAAUGAUGGUCGCAUAGACUAUGAUGAAUUCUUGGAGUUCAUGAAGGGUGUGGAGUAGACAUUGACCUUCACCUGGAGCUGCCUGUGCCCACCUUCCCACCGCAGCUGGGGCCUGGGGUGGAGGCAGGGGAUAGGGACCCCAUUCCCUGAACCUGGGUGUGUCCUUGACCCCUGGCCCUCCCUGACUCCCUCCUUCACCCUGUCCUGGGGAAUGCAAAUAAAGCCU
Marmota flaviventris (yellow-bellied marmot) is the source of this 952-nucleotide messenger RNA. The record is from RefSeq and is a predicted model, not a curated record. NCBI's taxonomy places the organism in Eukaryota, Metazoa, Chordata, Mammalia, Rodentia, Sciuridae.